UAUCGAGACCCGGAGACCUCUCCGUUCUUUUGAAAAUACAAAAUAGCCACAUUGCUUGUACCGUUGGCGCUUGGAAGAGUGUGAGAGAGUGGCUUUCUUUUGCUCGUUUUGUUCACGUCAAGGGGACUGAAGUUUACGGAGGCAGUGGUUCUCUCGGUGCAAAUAGGCUACAACAAUCGUAACUCGAUCUCCCCCCGUUUUGUGUCGUCUGUGGUUGGUAGGGUCCUCAGUAGUUACACAUGUGUGGUUGUCACUGCUGGACGGUGUCAUGCUCGAAUCCUCUGCUUCUUGCACUGCGCUGUCCUCUUCUGUUGAGUGAUCAGACAGUCUUCACUGUUGUUCCCGGGCAGUGAAUACCUGUCAACACCCCGUCGGCGACAUUGAAAACAGCGACGAAUUGCCUAGAAGUUGGAGCAUCGUUUGGUGAAGUUUUGAUCCACCGGUACUGAACAACAAUGGGAUUCUAAUCGGACAAAUCCACGCCAGGUAGCCGAGCCUAAGCGGAGCGGGUUGGGCGGACCCUUCCUCCUCCACCCCCCCCCCCCCCACCCUCCUACUCCUCCAGCGUCCCGGUCCGUGCCGUGUUUGUGUCUAUCCGCCGGGGUCGGUGAAGCAUGCUGGCAGUAUGGACGUGAAGGAACGCAGGCCCUACUGCUCGCUGACCAAGAGCAGGCGCGACAAGGAGCGGCGCUACACGGGCUCGUCCGGCGACAGCGAGGAGUGCGGCGGCGGCGGUCCGGGACCGAGGGUACCCACCCAGAAGUCGUACAGCUCCAGCGAGACGCUCAAGGCCUUCGACCACCAGGACUCUUCCAGACUAUUGUACAGCAGCAGAGUGAAGGAGAUGGUGCACCGUGAACAGGACGAGUACACCCGACAAGGGCAGAACUUCAACCUGAGACAACUGGGGAUCUGCGAGCCGUCCACGCGCCGCGGCCUGGCCUUCUGCUCCGAGAUGGGCCUCCCCCACCGCGGCUACUCGGUUGGCGCCGGCUCCGACGUGGACACCGAGAACGAGGGCGUGAUGUCACCGGAGCGCGCCAUGCGGCUGUGGGGCCGUGGGGUGAAGUCUGGCGGCCGGAACUCGUGCCUGUCCAGCCGGUCCAACUCGGCUCUGACCCUCACCGACACAGAGCACGAAAACAAGUCGGACAGCGAUAAUGGUUCUCCCAUGCCAUCCUCUCUACCCAGCCCAUCAGUUUCUGACCAUUCACACUCGCAACCACCAUCACCCAAUCUCCAUGACAACCAGAGCUCGUUGCUAAGUAGCGCCAGCGCCCAUCCAGCGGUCCAUGAGUCGGACGAGGACGAGGAAGAGUACACAGCCACGCUGUACUUACCUGUAACGCAGGUCACAGCUCACAGCCACCACGGCCUCGCCUGUAAUGAGCAACCGCCCAAUCACCAUCAGCAGGGCCAGUCCACGCUGCCGCCAGCCCCGCCUCCCCACAAGCAGCAGCCGUCGGUCACCGCGCUCAACCACAACUCCCUGAGCAGCCGCAACCGUAACCCCAGCCCGGCCCCACCGGCCGCCCUCCCCGCCGAGCUGCAAACCACACCCGAGUCCGUGCCGCUGCAGGACAGCUGGGUCCUGGGCAGCAAUGUGCCACUGGAGAGCAGAAAAUUAGCAAAGCAAGCCGUUCUGGAAAACGGGCAUGACAACCUGAUAGAGAUGGAUGUGUUCCCUCCCGCGUGCCACGAAGGUGCCUAUGGGGAUGGGCACUUCCUCUUCAAGACAGGCACCGGCACGACCCCUCUGUUCAGCACGGCUACUCCAGGCUACACCAUGGCAACGGGCUCUGUCUACUCGCCGCCCACGCGGCCCCUACCCAGAAACACCCUCUCCCGCUCCGCCUUCAAGUUCAAGAAGUCCUCCAAGUACUGCUCGUGGAGAUGCACUGCUCUCAGCGCCGUGGGACUGUCCGUCCUGCUGUCUGUCCUGCUCUGCUAUUGCAUAGCCAUGCAUCUGUUUGGUCUGAACUGGCAGAUGCAGGAGACAGAGGGCUACGGCUUUGAGAACGGUCAGGGGAGGUCAGACACCACACCCAACACCAUCACCGCACUGUCUGCUGAUAACGGUAAACUAGGGGUGUUCCUCCAGGAGAACAACACCAUAGACACGGGGGAGGUGGACGUGGGGCGCAGGGCCCUUCAGGAAGUCCCACCAGGGAUCUUCUGGCGUUCCCAGCUCUACAUUGACCAGCCCCAGUUCCUCAAGUUCAACAUCUCAGUGCAGAGGGAUGCGUUGGUGGGGGUCUACGGCAGGAAGGGCCUGCCCCCCUCACAUACACAAUAUGACUUUGUGGAGCUGCUGGAUGGCAGUCGCCUGAUCACCAAGGAGAAGCGCGGGCUGGUGGAGGUGGAGGGCGUGUCAAGGCGGGCGCGCUCGGUGAGCGUGCACGAAGCGGGCUUCAUCCAGUACCUGGACUCUGGCAUCUGGCACCUGGCCUUCUACAACGACGGGAAGAACUCAGAACUGGUCUCCUACAACACCAUUGUCAUAGAGUCCGUUAUGGAGUGUCCCCACAAUUGCCAUGGCAACGGCGACUGUCUGUCUGGAACGUGUCAUUGCUUCCCAGGGUUCCUUGGGCCUGAUUGCUCAAGAGCUUCGUGCCCCGUGCUGUGCAGUGGUAACGGCCAGUACUCCAGAGGUCGCUGCCUGUGCUUCAGUGGCUGGAAGGGGACCGAGUGUGACGUGCCCAGCAACCAGUGCAUAGACAUCCACUGUGGGGGACACGGCAUCUGUAUCAUGGGCAUCUGUGCCUGCAACACCGGAUACAAGGGAGACAACUGUGAAGAAGUGGACUGCCUGGACCCUGGCUGUUCGGCCCAUGGUGUGUGUAUCCAUGGGGAGUGCCACUGUAGCCCGGGCUGGGGGGGCACCAACUGUGAGACCCUCAAGACCAUGUGCCCCGACCAGUGCUCCGGCCACGGCACCUACCAAAGCGAAAGCGGCACCUGCACCUGCGACACCAACUGGACCGGCCCCGACUGCUCUGUCGAGGUGUGUGUGGUGGACUGCGGCUCCCACGGCGUGUGUUUCGGGGGCAGCUGUCGUUGCGAGGAGGGCUGGACGGGUACGGUCUGUGACCAGAAGGCCUGCCACCCCAUGUGCACUAAGAACGGAGUCUGCAAGGAGGGCAAGUGUGAGUGCAACCAGGGCUGGACCGGAGAGCACUGCAACAUCGAGGGCUGCCCAGGCCUGUGUAACAACAACGGUCGCUGUACCCUGGACCAGAACGGAUGGCACUGCGUCUGCCAGUCCGGGUGGCGUGGGGCAGGAUGCGACGUCGCCAUGGAGACCCUCUGCACCGACGGCAAAGAUAACGAAGGAGACGGCCUGGUUGACUGUAUGGACCCAGACUGUUGCCUCCAGACAUCCUGUCAGACCCAGCCGUACUGCCGCGGCUCCCCGGACCCCUCUGACAUCAUCAGUCAGAGCCCGUCCAGCCUGAUGCCCCAGCAUGCCGCACGCUCCUUCUACCAACGCAUCCGCUUCCUGGUUGGACCAGAGGGCAGCCACGUCAUCACCGGGGACAACCCCUUCAACAAGAGCCUGGUGUCCAUCAUCAGAGGUCAAGUCCUGACGGCAGACGGAACCCCCCUCAUAGGAGUCAAUGUUACCUUCGUCCACUACCCCGACCACGGAUACACCGUCACGCGCAAGGACGGCAUGUUUGACCUGUUGACCAACGGUGGGGCCAGUCUGACCCUGAGUUUCGAGCGGGCUCCGUUCCUGAUACAGUACCGCACCGUGUGGAUCCCCUGGAACGUCUUCUAUGUCAUGGACACCCUGGUCAUGAAGAAGGAGGAGAAUGACAUCCCCAGCUGUGACCUGAGUGGUUUCAUCAGGCCCAGUCCUGUCAUCGUGGCCUCUCCCCUCUCGACCUGCUUCAGGUCCUCACCAGAGGAUGGGCCCAUCAUACCUGAGACACAGGUCCUCCAGGAGGAGACGUCCAUCCCGGGCAGCGACCUCAACCUGCUGUACCUGGGCAGCAGGGCGGCCGGCUACAAGCCUGUCCUCAAGGUCACCAUGACCCAGGCCAGUGUGCCCUUCAACCUCAUGAAGGUGCACCUGAUGGUGGCGGUGGUGGGGCGUCUGUUCCAGAAGUGGUUCCCUGCCCAGCCCAACCUCUCCUACACCUUCAUCUGGGACAAGACAGACGCUUACAACCAGAAGGUCUACGGCUUGUCAGAGGCAGUCGUGUCCGUGGGUUUUGAGUACGAGUCGUGUCUGGACCUGAUCCUGUGGGAGAAGAGGACAGCCACACUGCAGGGCUAUGAGCUGGACGCGUCCAACAUGGGAGGCUGGACGCUGGACAAACACCAUAUACUGGAUAUCCAGAACGGCAUCCUGUACAAGGGCAAUGGUGAGAACGUGUUCAUCUCCCAGCAGCCCCCAGUGAUCAGCAGCAUCAUGGGUAACGGCCGGCGCCGCAGCAUCUCGUGCCCCAGCUGUAACGGCCAGGCGGAGGGCAACAAGCUGCUGGCCCCCGUGGCGCUGGCCUGUGGCGCCGACGGGAGCCUCUUCGUCGGGGACUUCAACUACAUCAGACGCAUCUUCCCCUCUGGGAACGUCACUAGUGUCAUGGAGCUCAGCAACAACCCGGCCCACCGGUACUACCUGGCGACGGACCCGGUUACGGGGCAGCUGUACGUGUCAGACACCAACUCCCGCCGUAUCUACCGUCCCAAAGUCCUGACAGGCACCAAGGAGCUGCUCCAGAACGGAGAGGUGGUGGCUGGUACCGGGGAGCAGUGUCCCCCCUUCGACGAGGCACGCUGCGGGGACGGGGGCAAGGCCACAGAGGCUCUCCUCAUGGGGCCCAAAGGUAUUACGGUAGAUAAGAACGGGUACAUCUACUUUGUAGACGGGACCAUGAUCAGGAAGGUGGAUCGUAAUGGGAUCAUCUCCACCCUGUUGGGCUCCAACGACCUCACCUCAGCACGACCCCUGACCUGUGACACCAGCAUGCACAUCAGACAGGUUCGUCUGGAGUGGCCCACAGCUCUGGCCAUCAACCCCAUGGAUAAUUCCAUCUAUGUCCUGGACAACAACGUGGUGCUGCAGAUCACUGAGAACAGACAGGUGCGCAUCGUGGCGGGACGCCCCAUGCACUGCCAGGUGCCGGGUAUAGAAUACACGCUGGGCAAGCGGGCGGUGCAGACCAUGCUGGAGGGAGCUGCCGCCAUCGCCCUCUCCUACAGUGGCGUCCUCUACAUCGCCGAGACCGAUGAGAAGAAGAUACACCGCAUCCGCCAGGUGUCCACGGGCGGGGAUAUCACGCCCUUGGCCGGAGCUCUGUCUGACUGCGACUGCAAGAACGACGCCAACUGCGACUGCUACCAGACGGGCGACGGCUACGCCAAAGAUGCCCGCCUCAACUCGCCCUCCUCGCUGGUCGUCUCACCCGACGGUACGCUCUACGUGGCCGACCUGGGAAACAUCCGCAUCCGCGCCGUCCGCCGCAACCAACCGCCGUCGGGCUCCGCCGUAUCCGGCCCGGGCUCCUUCGAGGUGGCCUCGCCGUCGUCCCAGGAGCUCUACGUGUUUGAUUCCAACGGAACCCACCAGUUCACCAUGUCUCUCGUCACCGGGGACUACAAGUACAACUUCAGCUAUAGCAACGAGGAGGACAUUACAGCCGUGACGGAUAGUAGUGGCAACACCUUGAGGAUCCGUCGCGACCCCAACCGGAUGCCGGUGCGGAUCGUUGCCCCGGACAACCAGGUGAUCUGGCUGACAAUCGGGACCAAUGGCGGGUUGAAGACACUGACGGCCCAGGGACAGGAGCUGGUGCUGUUCACCUACCACGGCAACAGUGGGCUGCUCGCCACCAAGACCAUACAGAUAGGAUGGACCACCUUCUAUGAUUAUGACAGUGAGGGUCGUCUAACCAACGUGACGUUCCCUACGGGGGUGGUGACCAACCUGCACGGGGACAUGACCGGGGCCAUCACGGUGGACAUUGAGACGUCCGGCCGUGACGAGGACGUCAGCAUCACCACCAACCUCUCCUCCAUUGACUCCUUCUACACACUGGUCCAGGACCAACUAAGGAACAGCUACCAGGUGGGCUAUGACCACUCUCUGAGGGUGAUCUAUGCCAACGGGAUGGACACACACUACCAGACGGAGCCCCACAUCCUGGCGGGCGCCGCCAACCCCACGGUGGCACGGAGGAACAUGACGCUGCCCGGGGAGAAUGGGCAGAACCUGGUGGAGUGGCGCUUCCGCAAAGAGCAGACCCGGGGGAAAGUCAUCGUGUUCGGGAGGAAGCUCAGGGUGAACGGCAGAAACCUUCUCUCGGUGGAUUACGACCGAACUCUCCGGACAGAAAAGAUCUACGACGACCACAGGAAGUUCCUGCUGAAGAUCGUGUAUGACACCCAGGGCCACCCUACUCUGUGGGUCCCCAGCAGUAAGCUGCUGUCAGUCAACCUUACCUACUCCAGCACGGGGCAGGUGACCAGCCUACAGAGGGGUCCCACCACAGAGAGGGUGGAGUACGAUGGUCAAGGGAGGAUUGUGUCUCGAGUGUUUGCCGAUGGAAAGACCUGGAGUUAUACAUACCUGGACAAGUCCAUGGUGCUCCUGCUCCACAGCCAGCGCCAGUACAUCUUUGACUACGACCCGUUGGACCGCCUGUCUGCUGUCACCAUGCCUUCGGUGGCCCGUCACACCAUGCAGACCAUCCGCUCCCUGGGCUACUAUCGCAACAUUUACAACCCCCCGGAGAGCAACGCCUCGGUCACCGUCGACUACAGCGAAGACGGACAGCUCCUCAGGGUGGCCCACCUAGGGACAGGUCGUAGAAUUCUCUACAAGUACCGACGACAGAACAAAAUGGCGGAGAUCUUGUAUGAUUCUACGAGGGUUAGCUUCACCUACGACGAGACAGCCGGUGUGCUGAAGACGGUGAACCUCCAGAGCGAAGGGUUCAUCUGUUCCAUCCGGUACCGGCAGAUUGGACCGUUGGUGGACCGGCAGAUCUUCCGGUUCAGUGAGGACGGCAUGGUGAAUGCACGGUUUGAUUAUACCUACGACAACAGCUUCCGGGUCACCAGCAUGCAGGCUGUCAUCAACGAGACGCCGCUGCCCAUCGACCUCUACCAGUUUGACGACAUCUCCGGGAAGGUGGAACAAUUCGGAAAGUUCGGCGUGAUCUACUACGACAUCAACCAGAUCAUCUCCACGGCCGUCAUGACCUACACCAAGCACUUCGACGUCCACGGGCGGAUCAAGGAGAUCCAGUACGAGAUCUUCAGAUCUCUCAUGUACUGGAUCACCAUCCAGUAUGACAACAUGGGCCGGGUGACCAAACGCGAGAUCAAGAUCGGACCGUUCGCCAACACGACCAAGUAUGGUUACGAGUACGACGUGGACGGUCAGCUCCAGACGGUCUACCUCAACGAGAAGAUGAUGUGGCGCUACAACUACGACCUGAACGGCAACCUCCACCUGCUCAACCCGGGUAACAGCGCCCGGCUCACCCCGCUACGCUACGACCUCCGAGACCGCAUCACGCGGCUCGGGGACGUUCAGUACCGGUUGGACGAUGACGGGUUCCUGAGACAGAGAGGAGCUGAGAUCUUUGAGUACAACUCCAAGGGCCUUCUGGAACGCGUCUACAGCAAAGGCAACAGUUGGACCAUCCAGUACCGCUACGACGGGUUGGGCCGCCGUGUGGCCUCCAGAACCAGCCUGGGCCAGCACCUGCAGUUCUUCUAUGCAGAUCUGAACUACCCGACCAGGAUCACUCACGUCUACAACCACAGCAGCUCAGAGAUCACGUCUCUCUACUACGACCUGCAGGGACACCUCUUCGCCAUGGAGAUCAGCAGCGGAGAGGAGUUCUAUAUCGCCUGUGACAACACCGGAACCCCUCUAGCAGUGUUCAGUAGUAAUGGGCUUCUUCUGAAGCAGGUGCAGUACACGGCCUACGGCGAGGUCUACUUUGACUCCAACCCCGACUUUGUCCUGGUGAUCGGCUUCCACGGGGGUCUCUACGACCCCCUGACCCGCCUGCUGCAUUUCGGCGACCGGGACUAUGACAUCCCGGCGGGGCGCUGGACCACCCCAGACAUCGGGACAUGGACGAGAGUCGGGAAAGACCCGGCGCCGUUCAACCUGUACAUGUUCCGGAACAACAACCCUGUCAGCAAAGUUCACGAGGUCAAGGAGUACGUCACAGAUGUCAAUAUCUGGCUGGUGACGUUUGGGUUCCACCUUCACAACGCCAUCCCCGGGUUCCCCAUCCCCAAGUUCGACCUCACACAGCCAUCCCUGGAGAUGAAGAAGAGCCAGCUCUGGGACGACCUGCCGUCCAUCUCGGGGGUGCAACAGGAAGUGACCCGGCAAGCCAAGGCUUUCCUGUCCUUCGAGAGGAUGCCGGAGAUCCAGCUGAGCCGCCGGCGCUCCAACCGGGAGAAACCCUGGCUGUGGUUCGCCACCGCCAAGUCGCUGAUCGGUAAGGGCGUCAUGUUGGCGGUGACGCAGGGCCGUGUGGUCACCAACGCUCUGAACAUCGCCAACGAGGACUGCAUUAAGGUCGCCGCCGUCCUCAACAAUGCGUUCUACCUGGAGGACCUGCACUUCACGGUGGAGGGACGCGACACGCACUACUUCAUCAAGACCAGCCUCCCGGAGAGCGACCUGGGAGCGCUGAGGCUGACAAGCGGGAGGAAGUCGCUGGAGAACGGAGUCAACGUGACCGUGUCCCAGUCCACCACCGUGGUGAACGGCAGAACUCGGCGCUUCGCCGACGUGGAGCUGCAGUACGGUGCUCUAGCGCUCCACGUGCGCUACGGCAUGACUCUGGACGAGGAGAAGGCGCGUGUGCUGGAGCAGGCCAGGCAGAAGGCGUUGUCGAGUGCUUGGUCCAGGGAGCAACAACGGGUGAGGGAGGGGGAGGAGGGGGUGAGGCUGUGGACGGAGGGGGAGAAGAGGCAGCUGCUGAGCGGAGGGAAGGUGCUGGGCUACGACGGGUACUACGUCCUCUCCAUAGAGCAGUACCCCGAGCUAGCAGACUCCGCUAACAACAUCCAGUUCCUCAGGCAGAGUGAAAUAGGGAAGAGGUAACAGACAGAAUCCUCGGCACUGGCCGCCAAAGAGACUACCCCCUCCAAAUCCUGCCCCCCAACCUCCCUCGCCUCCCCCUUUUCUCUAAAAAGGGGGAGGGUACAGGCUAGGGCUGUGUUUAGCGCCGACUAGCUGAAACAAACAGUAAAAUGUAGAAAUAUCUCAAACUGAACUAUACCUAAUACUACCACUGUGGGGCCUGAAAAUCAAACAAAACGGCUCCAACUGACGGAAAUGUUUGUCCCAUGUGCUAUACAGCGUUGAAUGGACUGUGGACUCUCUUGAAGAGAGAAAAAAAAGUCAAAACUCUCGGUUUGUGAAAGGAGAAAAAAAAGUUGUUUUUUUUUAAAUAGACUUCCUGAAUUUGCUUUCGGAAAAAAUAUUUUAAAAAGAAAGAAGAAAUGUGUUUACAUACGCAUAACACUACAACACGUCUGGACUAAUAGAAAAAAAGCCUUCUGGUUUCUUACAAAGGACAACGUCUAUAAUCUGAUUCUACAUCCUGACGACUGACCUUUGACCUUUGCGUACUGAAAAAGGUAGUGUUGUUGUUUGCAGUAGGACCAUGGGUCUCCAAUGGUGGUAACUAGACAGUUAAAACCACUUGUUGAAACCACUUGCUUGUUCUUCUGCUUUUCUUUCCAAAAGGGACAAAACCGCUCCCACCAAGUGACAUCUUUACCAAUACUAGAUCAAAGUGGGAAUCGUUUUGGGAAUAGGGAGGUUGUGUGCGUGUCUGUCUGUCUGUCUGUCUGUCUGUCUGUCUGUCUGUCUGUCUGUCUGUCUGUCUGUCUGUCUGUGUGUGUGUGUGUGUGUGUAUACAAUGGAGACAAUUUUUGUGUGUAUGUAUGGAGGAAGUUAAUCAAUUAAAUGAAAUGAAAGAAUCAUAUCCAACCAAUCUUUUGAAAAACAACGUGAGACAGUAUCUUUAUGGAUUUUUUUAUUAAGAUGAAAAAUUCCAAACUUAUCCGUACAUCAAUAUUAGCCUCUUAGAGAAAGUAAUUUAUGUACAGUGUUUAUACAUAAAAAAUAAAAUUGUAAAAAAUAUGAAGUUUUUUUUUCCUUCGUCAUGCGUUACUGUUUAUACUCUUCAUUAAGUUUUCAAUAUUUUAUCCUACUAUAAUUCAUGGUAAUGCUUAUUGAAAUAACAUUUUUUUUUAAAUCAACCCUACUGUAUUAUUGAUUUCUGCAUUGAGAAUAUUCGGGUUUGGGUUUUACAUUUUCUUGCCUUCAUUGAUCAGAUUUCCUGAUAUCUGAGACGAACAACGUUUUGUUUUGGCACUUAUAUUUUGUAUUCGAAAAGUGUCAGUUGAAUGGUCGAUGUCAGUCAGACAACCAUAUGUCUUAGGAAAUACUAGACUACUACUAUCAAGGGCAGCAGAAUAGUUUGGCUGUACGGUACGGUAGUAUAUCCUACCUUGUGGAAAUAGCCUUUCAACCUUAAGUCCUUUUGAGUAGGACACAAGGAAGGGCCACUUGCCCUUCUCAGCAAGAGGGUUUGAAAACAAAACACCUUGGUUGUCUUACCUAAAUAUAAUUUCUGCCUUUCCUAUAACAAAUCCAGGCUGUUUCUUAGAUCUCUGCUCAGCUCAAACUUGAAGGCUUCUCAUAAUCACUAUUAAGGAUGGAAAAUUCCAAAAACGUUCCCAAAAUUCCCAGGUUUUCCAGAAAUUCCUAUUGGAAGAUUCAUCCAAUUGAGAAUGAUGAAAAACCUGGUAAUUUUGGGAUUGUUUCCAGAAUUUUCCAGUCCUAACCACUAUAGCUCUUUGCUCUUUCUCUACCUACGUUAGGAAGAGCUGAACUCAUGUUCCUUGUACCAGCACAGAGAGCACAGAUAGGGCUGCAGCAGUGAGAACUGAACGGAACCAAAUACGAGCCUCUUGACUUGAACAGAGACAACACCACCAUAAUCCAAGGGACCAUUUAACAUGCUCGUAAAUGUAUUCCUCCAACUUCACUUUUUAUGCUAAACAUGGCUUGAAAGCAAGAUAUUACAAACACAAUCACAUCAAACGGUUCAUUAGAUAGAGCAAAGGGGCAGAGUCUAGCUCGAGUUCCGGAGGGGAAAAGAGAGAGCGAAUAAACCUGGGAAAAGCCUAGAAACGGCUCUACGUGCACUCUGGGUAAUUUUUCCGACAUAGCCUAAAUGGCUAGUGAGUGUAGUGUAAAGGAGUUGCCAGGGCGAUGAAGAUGACAUCAGCACUAUGAGCUAACUCUCCCUACUCCCUUCUCAUCUCUCUGCCUGAGGGGGAUAGCACACAUAUUCACCCACAGAAAGAGAAAGAAAAGAUUUUUUAACACCAAACUAUGACCAUUUCAAAGAUUUUUGUUGUUGUGAUGAUCUGAACCACACUUGAGGAAACUUAGCCAGUCACACAAACUCUACAUCCCCAGGAGCCAUACCUAAACGCAGAUUAGCGUUUUUCGUCAUGAAUGUUGUUCUGGAGGCAGCUCUGCAGAGUGGUCACUAGUUGGCUCAGCCAUGAAGUCAUAACAUUAACACUAACCUUAACCAUACUUCUAACCCUAAUGCCUAAUCCUAUCCUUGAAUUAAGACCAAAAAGCUAAUUUUAGUUUUCGUGGAUUUUUCCAAUAUAGCCAACUUUGACUUUCCAACUGGCCCUAAGGGGAAAGCACUCUGUUGUGCCUCUAGGACAAGACUCGUGAAAAUAAGCGUCAACCUGCCACCCAAACAGAAGAUUACAACACCCUUUCUCAAAUUUUUUCCAUGUUGCUUUUUCAGUCAAUGUCACCGCCUCAUACAGUAGUUCAAAUCUGUUUCUUUUGUAAACAGAUUGUAAAACAAAAAACAACAAAUGAGAAAGUACUGUUUUUUGCUUUGUGAUUUUUUCAAUAUAUAUAUAUAUAUAUCAAUCAUUGAAUUGUAUUGCCGAGCUUAUUUUUCUAUUCAUGUGUGUGACAAGUUGGACAGAAGGUGGAAGGACUUAUACUCCCAGGUUGUUUGCGUGUUGGUUUUACUACGUUGUUGUCAGAUUUUCUCUGGUGUUAUUGGUUGGUCUUGGUCUGUACCAUGUGCCAUUUAUUCUGCAGGGGGAAUCCUAGUUGAUCCUACCCCUGCUGUAUCACAUUGCUACUAUGAUGCCCCCCUCUCCCCCAUCGUCAGCCGAAAGUGCAGUAGCCCAGCCACAUACAGUGGCUUAAGAUCAGGACUCAACAUACUGAGUUUUCCUUUUGACUUUGCUGAUCUCUCAAAAUAACACUUCCCCCAAAUUAGACAAACAUACACUUUCAGUGCUGUUCUGUUUUACUCAGCCGAAUGUUGCAGUCUAACAAUGUGUUAGACACCUCCUAUUGGAGCGGACACACAAGUGCUAGAAGGAGGGGAGAAUAUGGUGUUUCGGGGUUGAAAAAGGGGUCAUCCCACAAACAUGCAGGAAGCAGUGUGUUCUGGGUAUUGUUUGCAUGCUUACAAAGUAAAAUGCCUAUCCAUCCGUCAGUCAUUGUUUCCCAUCCAUGUUAGAACAGACAUUUACAUAUCUACAUGGUUAAAUGCUUCUGUAUUAUAUUGCACUACAUUGUAACAGCGUUAUUGCUUAAUGCUUAGUCCAUACAAUAACCUUAAAGUGCUGAUUGAUGCCAGGCCAUAGACCUUUAUGUCUGUCCUCUAGGUAGAAUCUUCCCCUUAGGCACAGAUCUAGGAUCAGCCUCCAACUCCAAUCCUACUUAACCAUUAGGGGGUAAAACACAAAACUGGCCUUAGAUCAGUGUCUCUAAAAGCAUCAUACCUACCUUCCGCUUUGUCUGAAGACGGUGAUUAGGUAGAGGAAUUUCCUUUCUCAAAGAACUUCCUGACUUUAGAAGGAGAGGCUCAUGGGAUUGGGACCACUGCUGACCGAAACGCUGAGUCGUGCGCCAGCGUCGUGCACCAGCAUCGUCAUGAAUAUUAUAUUGCCGCCAUUUUGUUUUUAGAAGUGAUGAAGAAGGAGAAUGAUGUCUAUAGUGAUGUCACCACUAGCACCACCACAGCCACCUCUCACCCUAUCACAAGAAACACACGUCUGUUUAGUGAUGUCACACAGUUUACAGAGCUGAAGGGACAGCAAACACUGCAACGUUGAGACAACGUUGUGUGGUGGUUGUGUGUUAGUUGGGAAUUUGAGCAAAGAAAAUGUAUUUUUUUUUUUUUUAAGACCCUGUUGUUCAGAGUCACAGGUUAGUUGAUGGUUUGGGGUUUGGAGAUUGAGGGAAUUUGAUAAAGAUUUUUGUAUUUUGUCAUUUAUUUUCUUUCUCUGAAAAUGAAACCGACGGGCGAAAAGUGAUCUUAAUUGUAACGUGUCAGUCAGUCCUCUCUUUGUAAAGAAGUUACAACAUAUCUUUUUAAUUUAUUUAGAGAUUUGUUUAUUUUUUUCUUGUUUUUUUUCUUCAAUCAGCAUCCUCCACGAAAGUUUCAUCAUAAUGAUAUUGUUUUUAUAUAAACAAACAUUGCUGUUUUAGAGUGCAAUUAAAGUGCAAUUUUAAUGUAAGCUCCGAAAGGUCAUUUCCGGGGAUGCAAUCCCUUUUAUCUCCCAGAUGUUAAAGAUCCAACAGAGAUCAAUCAUGAUAACAAUAAACAUGUCAUACUGUAAAGGUUUCUGAAGCUCGG
Molecule: messenger RNA, 13685 nt
Organism: Oncorhynchus masou masou (cherry salmon)
Lineage: Eukaryota; Metazoa; Chordata; Actinopteri; Salmoniformes; Salmonidae
Product: teneurin-3-like
Exons: 39
Coding region: 626-9082 (2818 amino acids)
Biological process (GO): signal transduction; neuron development; heterophilic cell-cell adhesion
Cellular component (GO): neuron projection; membrane
Molecular function (GO): cell adhesion molecule binding; protein homodimerization activity; protein heterodimerization activity
Source: RefSeq, a predicted model, not a curated record